Molecule: messenger RNA, 1083 nt
Organism: Arabidopsis thaliana (thale cress)
Lineage: Eukaryota; Viridiplantae; Streptophyta; Magnoliopsida; Brassicales; Brassicaceae
Product: F-box and associated interaction domains-containing protein
Exons: 2
Coding region: 1-1083 (360 amino acids)
Source: RefSeq, marked reviewed
AUGAAAUUUGGUCCGAAUACGACACAGAUUUACAUUCCUCUCGACCUCCAGAUUAAUAUACUCUUAAGAUUACCUGUCAAGUCUUUAUUGAGAUUUCGAUGUGUCUCCAAGCUUUGGUGUUCUAUUAUCACCAGCCACGAUUUUCGAAACCGUCACUUUAAUAUCACUUCUUCUUCAGCUCCUCCUCGUCUUCUCAUUGCUUUUCAGGACUUUUACGGAGAAAAGCUUCUGCUAGUUUCGUCGCCUAACCCAAACGUAUCUUCCUCUUCCACUUCUUCAUGUUGUGUACCCUAUAAAGAUCUGAGUAAAGUCGAAAUAAAUGGACGAAAGGUUUAUAAUGCGGUUUGGGGAUUGACUUGCUUUGAAAGUAGAUUAAAGGUUGGGAUUUGUAACCCCAGCACGAGGGAGCUGCAUAUGUUUCCCCAAAUCAAAUUCAAAAAUUAUCCAGACAUUUUUCCAUGCAUCAUGUACUUUCUUGGGUACGAUCGUAUUGAAGAUCAAUACAAAGUGCUCGCCAUUGAUAAUUUACCUUGGAGAUUGGAGUACAAAGUUGUGCCUAUACUACGGGCCUCGAGGAAGGACAAGGGUUCUCCAAAUAUAUCUAUAAUUGUGAGUUUUGAUGUUAGGUCUGAAACGUACAAAAACUCCAAUGUACCAAGCAAACUUCUACCAAUGGACACUUCUGAUAAUUUUUGGACUGCUAAUUGCAAUUGUUUUAUUGGGGAUAAAACUCUGAUCAACUACAACGGUAAAAUUGGUGUGGUUGAGAAACCUCAACAUGGUAGAUUUCGAAUGUGGGUUGUUGAAGAUGCUGAGAAAGAGGAAUGGUCUAUGAACACUUUUUAUUUGCCCCAAUCUGCUUCUGGCCUUGACUUCAAGGUCAUGAAUACCUUUUAUACCGGCGAGAUCUGUCUAGUUACAGAAAAAAUAUCUGAUCCGUUUUGUCUCUUCUAUUACAAUUUGAAGACAAAUAGCAUGAGAAGUGUCACGUAUGAAGGACUACUACAUAUGGCCACGUUUAAGCAAGCGUUGCAAUUCAGUGUAUCAUAUCAUUAUGAGAGCUUGGUGUCCUUAGAAACUUGA